UAUAGCGCGCACACAGAGAGAAAGAGGCUGAGGAAGAGAAAAGCCAUUUAAGUUCACUACCCUUUUAUCACUAUCGUCUUUGGCUGGCAUCUUUCCUCUACCUCUCUCGUCGUUUUUCAUCGUCAUUCUACUGCAACAGGUGCAACUCUUUUCACGGUGGCUAACGUCAUUGAGUAACACAUGGCGUGCAUGAAGUUGGGAUCCAAAUCCGAAGUCUUUCACCUUGAUAACCUAACCUGGCUUUGCUCAACAGGGCUUUCUAGUGAUGUCAUUCUUGAAAUAGGAGAGAAGACCUUCCAUUUGCACAAGUUUCCCUUGCUGUCCAGAAGCGGACUGUUAGAAUAUCUCAUUGGAGAUCUUUCUGGCGAGGAUGAGACAAAGUGUGUUUUGCAGCUACAUGACAUACCUGGAGGAGCCAAAACCUUUCUUCUUGCAGCCAAGUUCUGUUAUGGCGUUAAAAUAGAGCUCACUGCAUUAAAUGUGGUCAGGCUCAGGUGUGCAGCUGAGUAUCUUCAGAUGACUGAAGACUAUGGAGAGGGGAAUCUUAUAAUGCAGACGGAAAAUUUUCUUAAUGAGAUUUUUUGUUACUGGACAGACUCAAUUAAAGCUCUUGAAACCUGUGAAGAGGUUCUACCACAUGCAGAAGAGCUUCAUAUUGUUUCAAGAUGCAUUGAUUCAUUGGCAAUGAAAGCUUGUGCAGAUCCAAGUUUGUUUAGUUUGCCCAUGUCAGGAUGCAGUGCUGUGGACAACCCAGGUGCGGCUGGAAUUUGGAAUGGAAUACGCACGGCUGCUAAGCCCAAUCCUGUGAGUGAAGAUUGGUGGUAUGAAGAUGUGUCCAUUCUGAUAUUUCCUCUGUAUAAAAGACUAAUUCUGGCUGUAGGAACGAGAGGGAUGAGGGCAGAGAGAAUUGCUGGGUCCGUUGUCUACUAUGCAAAGAGGCAUCUCCCCUUGUUGGGUAGGCAAUCAAGCUUCCCGAAUGGGACCUGUGCUGCCCCGGGAUCAGCUAUUUCUGCCUCAUCCGAUGUGGGUCAAAGGAAUCUUCUUGAAGAAAUUGUCGAGUUACUACCCAUUGAAAAGGGUGUCACAGCAACUAAUUUUCUUCUUAGGCUUUUAAGAACAUCAAUGAUUUUAGAUGCCAGCCAAUCAUGUCGUGAGAAUUUAGAGAAAAGGGUUGGCGCUCAGUUGGAUCAAGCAGCUCUUGAAGAUCUUCUGAUACCAAAUAUGGGGUACUCAGUCGAGACCCUUUAUGAUAUUGACUGUGUUCAACGGAUUCUCGAUCACUUCAUUCUGGUAGAUCGUGGUUCUCUUGAUUCUAAUUCUAAUUGUAUGGUAUAUGAGGGGCAGUUGAUGGGAGGUUCCAAUUCACUGACCCCAAUGACAAUGGUGGCUAGUCUGGUGGAUGGUUAUUUAGCCGAAGUGGCACCUGAUGUUAACUUGAAGUUAUUGAAAUUUGAGUCGCUAGCUGCUGGUAUCCCUGAUUAUGCCAGGCCAUUAGAUGAUGGAAUCUACCGUGCGAUUGAUAUAUUCCUCAAGGCUCAUCCCCGGCUAACAGACUCUGAAAGGGAACAACUCUGCAGGCUCAUGAACUGCCAGAAGCUCUCCUUGGAAGCCAGCACCCAUGCAGCCCAGAAUGAGAGGCUGCCACUUCGUGUCAUUGUCCAAGUUCUAUUCUUCGAACAACUUCGGCUCCGCACCUCUGUUGCUGGUUGGUUCUUUGUCUCUGACAACCUUGAGAACUCUCAAAAUCACAGUGGGAAUCUUGCUUUGAUCAGAAAUGAUGCCUCUACCCAAGCAGCAGGCACCACUCAAAACCACCUUGUAGCGGUUAAUGACAUGAAGGGACGGGUAUCUGAGCUUGAAAAGGAAUGCUCUAGCAUGAAACAAGACAUUGAGAAGCUAGUGAAGACAAAAGGAAGUUGGAACGCCAUCUUGAAAAAAUUUUCUUUCAGACCAAAGACGAAGUCAUCCUAUGAUCCAAAUGCAUCGAAGCCGGGCAACAAUUCCAAAACGUUGCCAGAAUCAAAAGAACCACUUGCAAAUGGAAAAGUAAAUCAUGGCAGUGGUGAAUUGGAAGGUUGAAUAUCAUGUCCUAAUUGAAAGAUUUUUUUUUUUUCAUUCACCAAUAACUUCUUUUCUCACCCUCCGGCAAGUAGCUGCUAGCUAGUCGUUAUCUGUUUCUGAAGGGUUUAUAAUUACACUUAAGACAUAAGAUUGUAUUACAGUUCCUCUCACCUUUUAGAUCUUCCUCUGAUAUUUGAUAUUUUUUUCAGUUUUCAAA
This is a messenger RNA of Juglans regia (Persian walnut), 2278 nucleotides long. Its product is annotated as BTB/POZ domain-containing protein At5g03250-like. Bases 181 to 2079 code for a protein of 632 amino acids. Gene Ontology annotation, molecular function: protein binding. NCBI's taxonomy places the organism in Eukaryota, Viridiplantae, Streptophyta, Magnoliopsida, Fagales, Juglandaceae. The transcript has 4 exons. The record is from RefSeq and is a predicted model, not a curated record.